Messenger RNA from Anguilla anguilla (European eel), 4120 nucleotides. It is a transcript of the gene jade2, whose product is annotated as jade family PHD finger 2. The coding region runs from base 805 to 3537 and encodes 910 amino acids. The transcript has 12 exons. Gene Ontology annotation, biological process: regulation of transcription by RNA polymerase II. Gene Ontology annotation, cellular component: histone acetyltransferase complex. Lineage: Eukaryota; Metazoa; Chordata; Actinopteri; Anguilliformes; Anguillidae. The record is from RefSeq and is a predicted model, not a curated record.
UAUUGUUAUUGUGUGAAGAGUGCAUUUGCAAUUUCGUGCGAGACGCCAUUUGGAAAUGGCAAAUUUAAAGUACGUCAUUAAUAUGGCGCCAAAAGAUUUUUUUUAAGUGUGAGCUUAUUUUUUGUAAGGUUGCAAGACCCAGUAUACGCCUGUGCAAUCAGACAGGAGGGAGAGCGCGAGCAGCAGGGAGAGCACGAGCAGGCGCGAGAGGGAGCGUGCGAGCGACCACGAGAGGGUAGAAAUGUUUUUAUGGCAGAGCAUUGCGAAACUAACGUUAGCUGGCUAGCAAACCUUGCCUGAGUCCUAUACUGCAAUUUCAACCUUUCGGUUUUUUUUACGGGAAUUGAAGAAAAAAAGACAAUCUGGCUAUUAAUCAUAAACUGACGGAUGCCACCCCUGGACCUGGAUUCUUACCGAAAAUGCGACAUGGUUUUAGCAAAUUUAGCUAACUAGCUAGUUGGCUAGCUAGCCUUAUAUCAUAGUUAGCCCGCUGUGGAUGCUCGCUAACUGGUUAGAUAAUUUGGAUUUCGGAUGAUAUCGCUACAAAGUCUAAAAAAGAUUAAGUUUGUACAAUUAAGAACUGCGUAGGCGGCCAUCGCAGUUUUGUUGCAUAAUAUGUUGCGCUCUUGGAUGGGAUUUAGCUAAUGUGGAAUAGCGUGGAAAUAGUUAGCUUCUUGCUACUUUUUAUUUCGACUUAAAGGAGCAUCUAACGUUAGCAAGCUAGCUAACACUGUCACUUGCUACCAACGUGGAAUGCUAAUUUAGCUGUAGCAGGCUACCUACCAAUACUAGAAUUAUCUCUAAAUGUCAGUGGUUACCAAUGAUCUCCUAAUAUCGCAGCAUCGUCCAUCCUCCAGCACCGAGGACAGUUUACCUCCUGAAGAAGCCUGCAAGCAAGGUAAAAAGAUGGAGAGCGAGACCAAGAGGAGGAAGUACUCCACCAGCAGCAACGACUCGGACACCACCGACAGUCAUGUGACCACCUGGUCGAGGUGCUCGAAGACCACGGGCACCAGCAGCACCUGGGCCCGCCAGGAGCCGAAGAAGCCGUCGGAGGUGUUCCGCACGGACUUCAUCACGGCCAUGAAGCUGCCGGACUCGGCCCAGCUGGGCCCGGAGGAGUUCUACCUGCUGUCCGACCCCUGGAGGCAGGAGUGGGAGAAGGGCGUCCAGGUUCCCGCCUACGUGGAGGCCAUCCCGGAGCCCGUCGUCAGGGUACUUCCCGAAGUUGGCCGCAUCUCCUUCUACUCCUCAGCCCAGACCCGGGGGUUCUCCGAGCUGGUACAGGGCGGGGAGCGGGCCCCCGAGCCGCUCUGCCAGUACGACCUGGACGAUCUGGACGUGUCCUGGCUGGAGCUGGUCAACACGGAGUUUAGGGAACUGGCACUGCCGGAGCUGGACGAGCUCACCAUGGAGCGCGUGCUGAUUGAGCUGGAGAAGCGUUGCCACGAGAACAUGCAGCUGGCCAUCGAGACGGAGGAGGGGCUGGGCAUCGAGUACGACGAGGACGUGGUGUGCGACGUCUGCCGCUCGCCCGAGGGGGAGGACGGCAACGAGAUGGUCUUCUGCGACAAGUGCAACGUCUGCGUCCAUCAGGCCUGUUACGGAAUCCUGAAGGUGCCCCUGGGGAACUGGCUGUGUCGUACCUGUGCCCUGGGGGUGCAGCCCAAAUGUCUCCUGUGCCCCAAGAGGGGGGGGGCCCUGAAGCCCACACGCAGCGGGACCAAGUGGGUCCAUGUGAGCUGUGCCUUAUGGAUCCCCGAGGUGAGCAUAGGCUGUCCUGAGAAGAUGGAGCCCAUAACCAAGGUGUCCCACAUCCCCGCCAGCCGCUGGGCCCUGUCCUGCAGCCUGUGCAGAGAGCACACGGGCACCUGCAUACAGUGCUCCAUGCCCUCCUGCAUAGUGGCCUUCCACGUGACCUGCGCCUUCGACCGCAGCCUGGAGAUGCGCACCAUCCUGGCGGAGAACGACGAGGUGCGCUUCAAAUCCUACUGCCUGGAGCACAGCAGCGCCCCCCACGGGAGCAGCAAGGCGGAGCAGCAGCAGCGCGGCGAGCAGGCGGGUCCCGAGCAGCCGCCCCAGCCGCCGCCGCAGCCGCUGCCGCCGCCGCCGCCGGACCAGACGGAGCGGGAGAAGGCCAGCCGGCGCAAGCAGAAGCUGCAGGAGAUGGAGGACGAGUUCUACCUGCUGGUGGAGCCCAAGGACGUGGCGGAGAGCCUGGGGCUGCCCGACGCGCACGUGGACUUCCUGUACCAGUACUGGAAGCUGCGCAGGAAGUCCAACUUCAACCAGCCGCUGGUGGCCCUGAAGAGGGACGAGGUGGACAACCUGGCCCAGCAGGAGCAGGACGUCCUGUACCGGCGACUCAAGCUCUUCACCCACCUCCGGCAGGACCUGGAGAGGGUCAGGAACCUGUGCUACAUGGUGUCGCGGCGGGAGAGGAUGAAGAGCUCCCUGUGUGACCUGCAGGAGAAGAUCUUCCACCUCCAGAUCCAGCUCCUGCAGGAGGACCUGGCGGGAGAAAAAACACUGAAGGGGGAGAAAGGACGACAAAAUGGAGUGAAGGAGAGAGGGAAAGAGCGGAGGAAGAGCAGUCCGGAGAAGAAGGAGAGGUGGAAGUCUGAGAACGGCUCACUGCUCAAACAACUAGGUUUGUCGAAGUCCUUCCCCCUGGACGGGACGCUGUUUGACGGCUGGCUGGCGCAGUCGGUGCAGAUCACGGCGGACGAUGCGCUGAGCCCGUGGUCGCUGGACGGGAAGCACCGCGACAGGACGGGCAGCCUGCUGUCGGACCAGCUGCUGCAGGGCGAGGAGAGCCUGCUCAGCCUCAUGAUGGACCACUCCAUGAAGUCCACCUGGAAGACCCCGCACCUGGGCCGCAAGACCCGGGGCAAGCCCCGCCCCCGGGGCCACAAGCCCCUCCCAAACUCCGCCUCCACGGCGGCGGCGGCGGGGGCCACGGCGGGGGCGGCGGUCGCCCGGGGCAACAAGGGGCCGGCGGCGGCGGCGGAGAGGGGCGGGGCCAGGAGGGCGGAGCGGUCGCGUUCGGCCAAGGCCCAGCACCACCUGCACCUGCACCACCAGCUGCACCCGCAGGCGCGGGGGGGCGAGGCAGAGCGGGACCCCCCCCAGCCCCCCAUCUCCAAAAUGGACUCCUGCCACAUCUCGGAGGAGCACGAGCCGUGGGACGGCCCCCCGGCGGCCCCUCCCCCGGAGCCCGGCUGUCCCGCCGCGGCGCCUAAGUCUGGGGGCGGGACCCGCUCCACCCUGCGGCUCCGCCUGUCCCGGCAGGGGAAGUCCCGCCCGAAGGCGGGGGGGCAGGACGCAGAGCGGGAGCGGGAGGGGGCGGGGCUGGGGGCGGGGCCGGGGUCGGGGGCGGGGAAGGACGCCUCGCUCUUUGACGGCGAGACGGACGGGUACUUCUCGGACGCGGAGCAGAGCGACUCGGACACGCGCUCCAGCGCGCGCAAACUGGGCCUGGCCCAGCUGCAUGCUGGGAAGGACGACGUGCUCAGGAGGAGCGUCAUGGCCUCCUAAAAACUGAAAGGAGAGAAGGAGAGACGUCGACCAGAAAAGGACUGACGGUGAAAUCUGCGUUCCAUCCCCCCCCCCCCCCCACCCCCCCGACUGCUCCUCUCAGCUCUGAGAGCUUGUGUGCGCUUGUGUCUCUCCAGACCACUCCAUCAAACCACAUCUCUGUAGCUCAUCUUUAAAAAGGAAGGAAGGAGCUCAGCAUGUCAUCGUAACUCGCAGCGCCGUUACUCAGCCGCCGACGUUUUCAGACCGCGGUGAUUAAUUAGCGCUCUUGCGAAGGCGGUGUGCACUUCCAGAAACACGCGCGCACAUUUUAUGUUUUGGUUUUGGAAUAUGCGUCAGACGGGGCCGUUUGAUUGGCCCUCCAACCCCCCCCCCCCACUCCAUGACAGUUGUUGCUGAGGGUAACGGUGAGAAAAGCAGGGAUGAAACUUUAGGGCAUUAGGAGCUGGUUUAAGUGUUACUCUUCCUUUCGACCUUUACUGGAGAUACAGUGACAGACUAGUCUUAUGGAGCAUUUCGCAUUUAAAAUAAAAUAAAAAACAACAAAAAAAACCACAUUUUUAAACUAUUUUCAAAAGCACAA